Brassica napus (rape) is the source of this 1024-nucleotide messenger RNA. RefSeq names its product protein EMBRYO DEFECTIVE 1674. The record is from RefSeq and is a predicted model, not a curated record. The transcript has a single exon. Lineage: Eukaryota; Viridiplantae; Streptophyta; Magnoliopsida; Brassicales; Brassicaceae. Bases 1 to 813 code for a protein of 270 amino acids.
AUGGCGAAGAAGUCAAAACUCCAGUCACUCUCAGCACGCCGUUCCUCGCCACGUACUCGGUCGGGAGCUGUGCGAGAACCUAUUUCCACACGGGCGGCUAGUUGCUCCAGAUUUGUGCCAAAACCCAAUUCGGACGAGAUUCCCCGCACGCCCUUCUCCUUCAAGUCCAUCACACCCAUCGGCGGAACCCUAAAGUCCGUCUCUUUGUCCGACUGGUGGCUAACUAAGAAGGCCAACGAAAAGGGUUUGGGCGUUGCAGGAUUCGAAUCAAAAGGCGGGCCUGAAGUGAGACUCUUCUCAUCAGCAACAAUCUCAACAAGACAUGACAGUACCACUCUCGAAACAUCUGAUGGCCUCACCGUCUCUAUCAGUGGAUUCAUCAACAGAUCUCGUUCUUUACAAAACGGGCUUUCAUCUGAGGUUUGCAACCGUUUCCUCUUAGGGUUUCCUUAUCACUGGAGAGACUACACUGAAGAAGGGUUCCUGGAGGAGGAGGAGGAGGAAGAUUACGGCGUUUCGUUUGAUGAUAUUCCUGUGAAUAGGUUGCAAGAUGUUCUCUUUACGGCUUCUCCUCGCUUUCAAGCUAAGAUGUUGGAUGAUGCUGUUGACAGUUUGAGAGAUUUACUUCGUUCUACUACUGAGAAACCAGACAAGGAAUGUCGGACACCAAGAAUGGAUGGUGGAGAUGAGGAGAGUUUGGUUUUGAGUGUUGUGGGAGUGAAGACUCGAGGGAUGGUUAGAAGGAGAGAAGAGGGUGAAGCUUCCAUUGGGGAAAGAGUCCUCAGAUCGUCCAAGAAGAAGAGAGAUCAAUAGAGAACUUUCUAUUGAUUUAGCUUUUAGUAAAUAUUAUUUAUUGGAUUGUUUUGUAACAAUGUAGGUAAAGCAAGGGAUGUGAAAUUUCUUAUUUUCGUUUUUGUUAUUUGUCAUCCUAGAAAUGAGGUUGAUCAAAGGAUCCACCAAAAUACUCGGACAAAGACUAUUUCUCUCUUUUUGUCUGAUCAAUGUUUUAUAUUUUGCACAAGCA